UUAAGCGUGGCAAAACGAUUCCCUUAUGCGUCUACAGUUCAUAGAAAAGGUGUGUGGAGUUUUCCCGCAGCUGACAGAAAACUAGGAAUGGUUGCAUGGGAAUUUUUGCAACAAAGGAGAAGCAACGGGGUAGCACACUCGGUUAUUUAGGGAGAAUAUAACUCAACACCUCUUCUUUGGAAACUACACCCUCAAGAAUCCAUGCACACUAUUUGCCAACAGCUGACUUUUUGUAAGAAGUGCUGCGCUUUAUGGCUGUCUUUGAAGUUGUGAAGUGCAAUACAAGCUGGAUUCAAAUUAACAUCUUUCUGUGUAGAUAUUUUGAUCACACAACGUUUAAUUUUUACAAGUAAUCGACCUAUUCAAGUAACGUCCGUUAUUUGAGCCCCAUUGUUUUUGCUUAACCCAGACGGUUAGUGCUGAAUCUUUCAACCCGGCACCAUGAGUUUUGCCAAGCUCUUAGACCACGUCGGGGGGAUGGGUCGCUUCCAAAUCAUCUAUGCGAUCUUACUGGCUAUCCCAGUUUUCAUGAUGGCCAGCCAUAACCUCCUGCAGAACUUCACUGCUGCCAUCUCUGAGCACCACUGCCAGGUCCAUAUCAACAUCAACAACACUCCUUACACCAACCUCACCGGAAAGCUCGCUGCCAAGGACCUCCUCAGGGUCUCCAUCCCCAUGGAUAGCAACCAGCAGCCAGAGAACUGUCACCGCUUUGUCACUAUGCAGUGGCAGCUCCUAGACUCCAACGCCACAGUCACAAACCUAACCGAGCUGGAGACUGAACCCUGCGCUGAUGGGUGGGUGUACGACAAGAGCAUUUUCACCAGCACCAUCAUUACAGAGUGGGACCUGGUGUGUGACUCCCGGCAGCUGAAGCAGGCGGCUCAGUCCAUCUACAUGGUUGGGAUCCUGGCGGGAGGCAUCAUCUUUGGAAGUCUGUCAGACAGGUUUGGCCGCAGGUCUCCCUUGAUCUGGUGCUACUUGCAGAUGGCUGUCACGGGCACCAGCACUGCCUUCUCACCCAGCUUCACUGCCUACUGCAUCUUCCGUUUCCUGACCGGAAUGGCCAUCUCGGGCAUUGUGAUGAACAGUGUCUCUCUGUCUGUGGAAUGGACACCCACCCGCACACGGGCCGUUGUGGGCGCCAUGUAUGGAUACUGCUACACAAUCGGGCUGUUCAUUCUGGCUGGGGUGGCUUACGCCAUCCCCAAUUGGCGCUGGCUGCAGCUUGUGGUGUCUUUGCCCUAUUUCAUCUGCUUCAUCUACUCCUGGUGGUUCGCUGAGUCCGCCCGCUGGCUGGUAAUAGCCGGCAGACCCGACGAGGCAGUGAAGCAGCUCCAGAGAGUGGCCAGGAUAAACCGGAAGAAAGAAGAAGGAGACAAACUCAACAUAGAGGUCUUGAGAUCCAACAUGCAGAAAGAAAUAGCCUCUGCAAAGAGCAGCUAUACCUUAUUCGACCUGGUGCGGACCCCUGUCCUACGCCGGAUCUCCUUCUGCCUCUGCUUUGUAUG
This is a messenger RNA of Chrysemys picta bellii (western painted turtle), 1511 nucleotides long. The record is from RefSeq and is a predicted model, not a curated record. NCBI's taxonomy places the organism in Eukaryota, Metazoa, Chordata, Testudines, Emydidae.